This is a messenger RNA of Somion occarium, 1164 nucleotides long. NCBI's taxonomy places the organism in Eukaryota, Fungi, Basidiomycota, Agaricomycetes, Polyporales, Cerrenaceae. The record is from the annotation of a GenBank genome assembly.
CCUGCAUGUUAAACAGCGCGGUUUGUUGGGGUGAGUGGUCAUAGUGAAGCUAUCCGCAUGACAACCAACUUGAAGGUUGAGCUCGUCACUCACGAUGGUGCAAGCUCAAGGGCGGAGAUCUAGCUUCUAAAAGAAGUGAUCCAUGUGCUUAAGGUUCGAGCUAGAAUAUUCUAACACGAGGCGGGGGAUGGGUAUAUCUACCUGGCGAUUGCUCCCAUCUCUUUCCCUCGCUCUCAUCCUCCACGGCCAAGAUGGGCGAUGAUAUCCUCUGUGAUCUGGCUCGGGUCGACGACUCGAGUUGGGAGCCGCUCUCAACUCUGCUUGCAACGUUCGACGAUAUACUCCACGAGUUCGACGAGUGCAAGGAGUCUGCCAUCGAUACGGCAUGCAGCGACAUUACGCUCAUUCAAGAAACCGUCAAGUCCCUCGUUCGAAUCUCGUCUUCACCGAUUCUAAUGUCUGUGCCUGGUUUGGGAGACAGAAAUGCCGCUGGUCGAAGGGACUUGACACCCCUAUCACGGGGGUGUUCACGUUCUCCUCGACCCUCCAUUGACUUGUCUCCUGAUCAUGUACUGAAGUGGUUUGCAACUACUUCAUUAUCACACUACAGGCCUAGUGUCUUCUAUAAUAAGGAAAACAUAGCCUUCUCCAUGGACCCUUACAGUAGAAUGACAAAUUCUACUCGUCCAUCAAUCAUAAACCAUUCUAUGCCUGACCAUCGAGCUAGGAUUUGUCAUUCUAUUGUGUCUGUCCGUAAGAAGGCUAGAUCUAAGGCCCACAAGCAUGUCUUGCAGCGCUCCAUCCAGGGCACCCGGAGUGUGACCCACCAAUGCCGGAUUUGAGGGGGUUUAGAAGGAAGUCGUUGUUAACGGACAUAUCCUCAAUGACUGUUGUCCACGGGCAACUCGUCGUAACAUCAUUGCUUAGGUUUCAAGUCUGUGAGGCUGCUUUUCGCAUUCGCGUUCGAUUGUUUCGUUGCUAUGUACUUCGUCUAUUAUGCGUCCCAGGUUAUUCUACACGUUCUAAGAUCAAGAGUUGCAUUCGAAUAACUAUUGUUCUAGUUCAAGGUGAAGCAUGGAAGAUGGUUUGCGACGUUGAAUCUACCGAAGGGGGAAAAAAAGCCGUCUUGUUGGCGGUUUCGACCUCUAUAGUAGGGUACGUAGG